AUGGCCAUAGGCACAAAUAAAACCGCCAACCUCGCGUCAGUUUCACUAGCAGGACUACUCGCUCAUGAUGCCAAUGCUAUCAAUGAUCUUGUAUCAGAAUGCAAAACCAAUGGGUUCUUCUAUCUCGACUUCCGACAUCCAUCUACAAGCGAUAUCCUAAAGCUUGUUGAACAGCUUUCCAUCAUUGGCAAGUCAAUGUUCAAGAUGACGCUGGAAGAGAAGGAGGAGUACAGCACGGAGAAGUAUCUCCCUUCGAGACUGCUAGGUUAUAAGCGAGCCGGAUGUUCUGUCGGGCCAUUUUCUGGAAAGAAGGAUGGUUACGAGAGUUUCUCGAUUCACAACAAUGGCAUGUUUGGUGAUGAUGCCAUGAUAGUCCCACAAGACAUCGAUGAUAACUUGGAGUUGUUCAAGAUGUUCAUGAGCGGGGUUCAUGAAUAUACUGAUUGCAUUCUGUCCAUCUUGUCAGAAGCUUUGCAACUCCCAUAUGACCUGAAACAAUGCCACAGAAAGGACAAGCCAUCGUCGGCAAAUAUGGCCAUGUUGAACUACUUGCCCUGGGGCAGCAGCGACGAGAGAAUUGGUAACAUGGCUCAUACUGAUAUGGGCACGCUAACCGUUGUCUUUUCCAAAUCUGAAGGUCUGCAGGCCAUGUUACCUGGACGUGAAGAUUGGUCGUUUAUUCCACCUCAAGAGGGGCAUGCCGUGGUAAACGUCGGAGACUCACUUCGGUUCCUGUCCAAUGGCAUGUUGGCCUCGUCACUCCAUCGUGUCGUUCCCCCGCCUGAUUCCGCUGGCCAGGAUAAGUUUUCUGUCAUAUACUUCUUGCGACCUGAGUUUGACGCCAAGUUCAAGAAUCAUGAAGGAAAAGAGAUCAACAGCGUGGAAUGGCACAACAAGAAAUAUUCCCUGUUCAGAGAGGAUAGUCUUGAUGCCAAAGAGCAUGGAGCUAUGCUUACUGGGCGGAAUGAAUAUCUUGGCGCGACGGCUAGUACUUGA
Molecule: messenger RNA, 996 nt
Organism: Fusarium fujikuroi IMI 58289
Lineage: Eukaryota; Fungi; Ascomycota; Sordariomycetes; Hypocreales; Nectriaceae
Product: related to naringenin,2-oxoglutarate 3-dioxygenase
Exons: 3
Coding region: 1-996 (331 amino acids)
Molecular function (GO): dioxygenase activity
Source: RefSeq, a predicted model, not a curated record